Ceutorhynchus assimilis (cabbage seed weevil) is the source of this 4038-nucleotide messenger RNA. Lineage: Eukaryota; Metazoa; Arthropoda; Insecta; Coleoptera; Curculionidae. The record is from the annotation of a GenBank genome assembly.
CAAGAAAGCACCUACCUACCUGGCAGUGUAACUUCUAGAACUAAGAUUUUUUUUAAAUGUCUCUAACUGCGUCAUAAGUGUUAAUGAAAUCAUUAUUUUUAAAUAAUUUUUAAAAGCUUCUGCUGAUGGCUAAUGGUUAGGAAAAAUAUUAAAUUCAGAAAAAAAAAAAAACACUUCAAAUUAAAAUACCCAUAGAAAUAGAAAUGCAUUAGUCAAACAUCAAUAAAAUGAGGCAAACAUAAUAUAAGCUGGUAAUAUAAAUACCGAUUCAACCAAAUGUAAAAUUAUUACACAAGAGACGUUCCCCACUAUAUUAUUAUUGGGUACCAACCUACUCCUGCUGACCGCUAAUUCUUGUGGUGUUCUUUCGCGUUUCUUGCUACUGCUUCGGGCUUUCCAGCAGUUUUGUCGCGAGCCCGUGCAAGAAGUGGUACCGUACAAUAACGUUUCACUUUAAUAAUACGUAACUGAUAGGUAAUCGAUGUGAAAGUAAAAUAAAUAAGUUGGAUGGCUUUUUAAAUUUUUUAUGUGAAAAUGGAUUAAUGUUUUGUUAAUAAUGUUAUUAAGUGAAAAUUGUUGAUUAAAAAUGAAAAUGGCAUCUACAAAAUAUAAAGUGUGGAGUACCUUUUGCUUUCUUCUAGCCAUCCUGGACAGUUGUUUCAGUCAAGGUCAAAAUUACUUUUUUGGUCGAGAAAAUGCUGAAGAGUUUUAUACCGAACCUGCAGCACCGUACGUACCAUCCUUUCAGCCCAGAAAUUAUUUCCUGCAAAAAGACUUAGAAACAUCUGACUUACCAACCCAUUUACAAAAAUCCUUGCCUCAAUACCAACAAGAUAUACCAAUUCCGUUUCGAUUAGCCAAAGAUUAUGUUAAACCGUCUACCCACAGACCAGAUUUUUCCCAUUUGUUACCUCAGCGUUACCAGCACGAGAUUUUAAACACUAAAGUUGAUUAUCUAAGAGUUCCAAAAACGUUAACCAAUAAUCAAUGGGAUGAUAUUAAUCCUGUUACAAAUGCCAACAAAAAUAAUCAAAAUCAAAUCGAUUUAAAUCUUACAAAACGUGAUAGUACAGAAGAAGCAGCUGAUGAAGAAUAUGAUGAGGAGGAAAAUGAAGAAGUUCAAAAAAGUGAUAAAUUACAUGAAAAAGGAAAUAAUGAAUUGGAAUAUGAUGAUGAAGAAUAUGAAUAUGAAGAUGAAGAAGAAUCUCCAAUAAAUGAAACCAAUAAGGAUAUAGAUGCAGCCACACAAAAACCAGCAACAUCCAACAUAAUAACCCAAUUACCUGUACCAAAAAUUAAGGAAGAAAAAAAGUUUCCUGAACUUGUAGUGUCUGUGGUUACAAGUAAAACUGUUGUAAAUAAUACUAUAACAUUACCUCAACAAAAUCUUUCUACCACAGAAUCUUCUGUAGUAGUAGAAAACAGUACAGACUCUUGGAUAGUCAUUGCAUCAGUGCAAACAAGUCGGAGCAUUUCAGGUGCCAGAUACAUUCCUUCUUCAAUUGUAGAUCAAGAUGAAAGAAUUCAACUUUUAAACGAACCUUCGGUUACAGACCCAACUACAGAUUUUGUAACUGAAACUGAAGCUGCUACGCCUAAAACAAAGGCAUCUACUGAAAGCCUUAUCGAUAAACUGGAUCGAGUACAAUCGGAUUUGUCGAGUGGCUUACUGUCAGGGGGCUAUAAGAAUGAUAACAUUGCUGUUAUUGAAGAAAACCUGUCGACCAAAAUGGAAACAACUACGGAGGAAAUAUCUGUGAUGUCCAAAGCUCCAUAUCCACAAGUUAAUAUUAGGAAAUUUAAUCCAGGCAAUAGGGCAAGGCCUAAAACUCAAGGAAAAGUUUCAUCGACGACUACUCCAAAAAUUGCUUUGGAACAAGCUAAAGGUAAUACCAUUUUACAAAAAGCUAAACCAGUUGAUGAUAUUAGUGCCCUCUUGCCUCCUGGUUAUAAGCUGCCAUCAACUGGAGCAACUAUAAAAGAAGAAGAAGAUAUAAGUGCACUUUUGCCACCUGGUUACAAGUCUCCUGACGCCAUAAUCAAUAAGGUUCUUUCCAAAGCUAAACCAGUAGACGACAUUAGUGCCUUAUUGCCUCCCGGCUAUAAACCACCAGAAACUACAACAAAAUCCAUCAAAAGCAAUAUUUUAUCUAAAGUCAAACCUCUAGAUGAUAUCAGUGCUCUUUUGCCUCCUGGCUACAAACCUCCAAAAUCCGAGAACGUUUUGGCUAAAGCCAAACCUGUUGACGAUAUAAGUGCACUUUUACCACCUGGAUAUGAGCUGAAACCUGAAAGUAUUUUAUCCAAAGCAAAACCUGUUGACGAUAUCAGUGCAUUGCUACCACCUGGAUACAAACCAAAACCUGAAAGUAUUUUAUCCAAAGCGAAACCUGUUGACGAUAUCAGUGCACUGCUACCACCUGGAUACAAACCAAAACCUGAAAGCAUCUUAUCCAAAGCUAAACCUGUAGAUGAUAUAAGUGCCCUUUUACCACCAGGUUACAAUAAGGCUUCAACUUCAACUGAAAAAUCUGUAAAUAAAAUUUUAUCAAAAGCCGUCCCUGUCGAUGAUAUAAGUGCCUUGCUACCUCCGGGAUAUAAAAAAAGUUAUGGUAAAGGCAAGAGUACAACUCCUGCUUCUGCUAGCUCAAAUAUUCCCGAUAAUCUGCUACCCCCAGGCUUCAAAUUAAAUGAUACUGCUUUUGCUAGUAGUACUAGUAGUGCUACAACACCUCCAACUACAUCUACAACUGCAUCUGGAUUCAAAAUUGUAUUUCCAAGUAGACCUGGUGGUUCCAAAAAAACUCCACGUUUGACUACACCAAAAAUUCAAAGCGAAGAAGUUAUGAACAAGCCAACUUCACCUACAAUACAGAAGGGAUGGCCUAUUAGGGCAAGUACCGAGUUUACUGGUUGGAAAACACCUUCAACUACGCCAAUAUCUAUUGAAAAAUUGCUGGAAGCUGCCCGAGCUGCUGCAAGUAGUACUUCAACUGAAACUGUAACUGAGACUACAUCUACAACUACAACAACUACUACUACAACUACGACGGUUAGACCAACAACACCAGGCAUUUGCGUUGAUAAUUGCGACCUGGCCGGAACUAUUAGGCUGGUUGGCGGCGCGAAAUGGGUACCGGAGCUGCUCGAUCGCAACACUAAGGAGUAUCAGAUAUUGGCUAAUAGUGUUCAAUCUGAGCUAGAAAAUAUUUACAACGGUUCCCCUAAGCUUCAAAAAUGGUAUACCAAAAUAAGGAUAGAUGGUUUCAGUGAAGGUAGCGUUCUGGUUGACUACUUGGUAGAAUUCAACGAAAUCGGUCAAAAAGUCGACACCCAAGAAAUCAAGCGUCUCUUCCACGAAUCACUUGGAAUUUCAACAAGAGAAGGCAAAUCUUUGAAUGAAACCAAAGCUGAGAGGCUUACUUUAGGGAAGUUUGAGGUCGAUCCUGAAUAUACCGAUUUUGUUGUUAUUCCCAAAAAUCCAUUCCCUACUGUAGGAUAUGCUGAUGACGUUUUACUACCACAAUGGGCAAUAGCUGUGAUAGUAAUCGGUUUAGCAUCUCUAUUGUUUGUCAUAGUUUUUGGAGUAACAGUGCUUUUCAAUCGUCAUAAGAAUUCGAAAAAGACUCCAGCCCCUCUAACUGAAGAUAUGCUCAAUGAAUUGAAUAAAAACCAUAUGGGUGGACUUGAAAAUUACGGCGUGGACGAUUUUUACAAUAUGGAAGACGUUUGGAGUGAGAAACACUACCAACAGAAGCCUCCUAAGAAGCAGAGACCCAAUAAUGGUUCGUCCCUUUACGAUAACAGCACAGCGAACCUCUACGACAGCUGGCAAUCCCAAUGGAACGGUCAAUGGAGCGCCUACAAAAAUUACGGCAAUAGUAGUCAAUACAGCGGACAUUCUGGCCGUCAUCGCAGGCCCGAGUACGAUACUAACUUUUAAUAAAUAUUUACUUUCUAAUUAACGUGUAAAAUUAAUUUGUAUAAAGAGACUGAAAGUAUUUUAAUAAAUAUUUUUUAUACAAAGAAGUAUAUGCA